AGCUUCCGGGUACCUCCUCCACGUAAGAAGGAGGGUUCCCGUAUUGGCUCCAAAAUCGCUUCUUUUUUGUUUUUUGUUUUUUGUUUUUUUUUUUCAUUUUCCUUAGAAUUUAUAUCGUUCUACUAAUAUCAACAACUGGUCUAGGGUUUAUAGUUUAGAAAGAGCUUACAAUGGCGGUGUCAAGCUGCGUGCUUUUGUUGAUCACCAUUCUUUCCCUUACGGUCUCCGCCACGGUCGGCCUUGACGGUAAUAACUCUCAGGGCGUGACCUACGACGGGAGGUCUUUGAUCAUCAAUGGAAAACGAGAGCUUCUUUUUUCGGGCUCUAUACAUUACCCUCGUAGUACCCCGGAGAUGUGGCCGGACCUUAUCUCAAAGGCUAAACAUGGAGGUUUAAAUAACAUUCAAACCUAUGUGUUUUGGAACAUUCAUGAGCCUGUGCAAGGACAGUACGAUUUUCAUGGAAAUUACGAUUUGGUGAAGUUCAUCAAGCUGGUCGGGGAGCAAGGACUGUAUGUGACCCUAAGGGUUGGACCAUUCAUCCAAGCUGAAUGGAACCAUGGAGGGCUUCCAUAUUGGCUAAGAGAGAUCCCUGGCAUUGUCUUCCGUACUGAUAACGCGCCGUUCAAGAACCACAUGAAAAAAUAUGUGAAGAUGAUUAUAAAGAAGAUGAAAGAUGAGAAACUAUUUGCUUCACAAGGAGGCCCCAUCAUUUUAUCACAGAUUGAAAAUGAAUACAACCAUAUACAACUUGCAUAUAGAGAUUUGGGAAGAAGAUAUGUUCAGUGGGCUGCAAACAUGGCAGUGGGAUUGAAAACUGGAGUUCCAUGGAUCAUGUGCAAGCAGAGGGAUGCUCCUGAUCCAGUGAUCAAUACUUGCAAUGGAAGGCACUGCGGCGAUACUUUCACAGGGCCAAACAAACCCUCCAAGCCUUCUUUAUGGACUGAAAACUGGACUGCUCAGUAUAGAGUAUUUGGAGACCCUCCAUCCCAAAGAGCAGCAGAAGAUAUUGCCUACUCAGUUGCCCGCUUCUUCUCAAAGAAUGGAACUCUGGUCAACUACUAUAUGUACCAUGGUGGGACAAACUUUGGUAGAACAAGUGCUGUCUUCACAACAACUCGCUACUAUGACGAAGCUCCUCUUGACGAAUAUGGUUUGCAGAGGGAACCUAAAUGGGGUCACCUUAAGGACUUGCACAGGGCUCUAAAUCUAUGCAAAAAGGCUCUGCUUUGGGGUGUUCCUAGUGUCCAAAGGUUGGGCAGGGAUACUGAGGCUCGACUCUUUGAGAUGCCUGGAACAAAUGUCUGUGCUGCAUUUUUGGCCAACAACAACUCAAGAGAGGCAGUGACUGCAAGUUUCAAGGGUGUGGAUUAUUACCUGCCACCGCGUUCCAUUAGCAUUCUCCCUGAUUGCAAGACUGUGGUCUUCAAUACUUUAACAAUAGUAUCUCAACAUACUGCAAGAAACCUUAAGAGAUCAAAGGUUGCAAAGAACCUUAAAUGGAAGAUGUCCCCAGAAGUCAUCCCAACUGUCGAGCAAUUGCCAAUUGAUUCCAGGGAACCAAAGGAGCUCUAUAGCCUGCUGAAGGAUACCACAGACUAUGCAUGGUACACCACUAGCAUAGCAUUGGAUCCCCAUGAUUUGCCAAUGCGGCCUGAUAUUCUCCCUGUGCUACGCGUUUCAAGUCUUGGCCAUGCCUUGCAGGCAUUUGUGAAUGGCGAAUAUGUUGGAUCGGCACAUGGGAGCCAUGACGAGAAGAGCUUUGUCUUUGAGCAUGCCGUGAACUUCAAGCCUGGUGUUAAUCAUAUAUCACUGCUUGCCAUGACAGUGGGACUCCCAGAUAGCGGAGCCUACAUGGAGCACAGGUUUGCCGGUCCUCGUGCUAUAACCAUCCUAGGUUUGAACACUGGAACUCUCGAUCUGACAAUGAAUGGUUGGGGGCAUCAGGUUGGCCUAACAGGAGAAAAGGUUAAAGUGUACACUCAGUCAGGAUCACACAGGGUAGAAUGGAAGAAAGCCAAGGGACAAGGACCUGCUCUGACAUGGUACAAGACAUAUUUGGAUGCUCCUGAAGGGAAAGACCCAAUUGCAAUCAGGAUGAGAGGUAUGGGCAAGGGAAUGAUUUGGGUGAAUGGUAAAAGCAUUGGCCGUCACUGGAUGUCCUUCCUCUCUCCUCUUGGAAAGCCUUCUCAAUCAGAGUACCAUAUCCCAAGAUCCUUCAUAAAGCCAUCAGAAAAUCUCCUUGUUGUAUUGGAGGAGGAGAAAGGGAACCCCAAAGAAAUAGACAUCCUUCUUGUCAAUAGAGACACCAUCUGUAGCUUCAUAACAGAGUACUAUCCACCCCAUGUGAAGUCAUGGCAAAGGAAGGACAGCAAAAUCAGACCUGUUUUGGAUGAUGUGAAGCCAGCAGCUCAUCUCAAAUGCCCACACAAGAAGGAAAUCAUUGCUGUGCAGUUUGCUAGCUUUGGUGAUCCUUAUGGCAUUUGUGGAAACUACUUUAUGGGAAACUGCAAUGCUCCCGUUGCCAAGGAAGUUGUUGAACAGCAUUGCUUGGGAAAAUCUAGCUGUUCAGUUCCAAUUGAGAGAGAGCUUUUCAUCAAGAACAAUGAUGGAUGUCCGGAUAUCAAAAAGACACUUGCCAUACAAGUGAAGUGUGACCGCAAGAAGAAUUAGAGAAUAUAUCAAAUGGAGUUGGACGAGUGUUUGCAAUCACUGGUUUGAACUUUGAACAGUGAUGUCAAGUUUAUGGUAGUUUCAAUGGAAAAGUAGACUUGAGAGUUAUUGAGAUUCAAAUUUAUUUUUUUAUUCUUUUUUACUAGUA
Molecule: messenger RNA, 2820 nt
Organism: Corylus avellana
Lineage: Eukaryota; Viridiplantae; Streptophyta; Magnoliopsida; Fagales; Betulaceae
Product: beta-galactosidase 13-like
Biological process (GO): carbohydrate metabolic process
Molecular function (GO): hydrolase activity, hydrolyzing O-glycosyl compounds; carbohydrate binding
Source: RefSeq, a predicted model, not a curated record